CCAACAUCCAAGCAGUGUCAAAAAGAAUGUGUGAAGAAGAUGAAACCCGGAUCUGGUCUUUGUCGAGAGGACUUGACUGCCAUCAUAUCAGCAUCUGUCAGUUAGUGUUCAGCCACAGGGAAAAAGGAGAAAAUGAACAAAGUCAUGCUUCAUGAUCUAAAUCUUUGGCUCUUCCAACGGCCAUUUUGAAUGACCCUGUCUCGUUAGUAGUUGUCGUCAAGGCGAAAAUUUCAUUCCGCUUCCUCGGACAACAUCGACGACGACCCAAUUCACCAGACACACACACACGGAGCUUCAGAAAACCUCAAAUACCGCAAGGAUGGUUUGUCAUUUGAUGACACUCACCUGUCUCCUGAUAUCCAUUUUUGGUUUGAUUGACUGUAAACCUCGCGGCCAGGUUCACACUUCGUACAAUGCAGUGGUCGGAUCCAGUUUCGAGCCAGCCUUCAGCGCAUCCAGCUACGAUUCAUUGGGAAUCCAACCAAGUCGUUCAGCAGGUCGCAACGAACAGAAACAACAUUAUUGGUGGCAAGGUUCACAAUCGCCGUUUAGCGAAGGAGCGGGUCAAAAUCAAGGUGUUUCAUCCGUUGGGGCGAGUAAAUCGGGGCAGACGUACGCUUCGGUCGCCGGAUGCAGCGGCGAAGCUUGCAGUUCUCCGUUAUUUAGCGCACCACCAGCAUCGCCUUCCAUCAGCAGCGGUGGAGGCGGUAGCUGUUGCAAUCAUUAUUGGCAAAAACCUGGCCAUCCGUGCUCCACUCACCAAGGAAUCGAUUGCCCGCGUCGAUUUAGUUGCGUCCACUACCAAUCUUGCAGGAAUGGCGUCAUCUCACUUGCAUCCACUGCGAGCCACACCUCGCAGAGACCAUCAAUCGACCAGUUGAUGAACUACGGCCGACCUUGCGGUUCUUCCGGAAUCGAAGUGUGUUGUCAGGACGCCCCUCCAAGGCCGGAACCGGUGGUACAACAACCUCCUGCUACUUAUUAUCCCCCUUCAGCACCAGCUCACAACCAACAAGUUGUUGGUUGCUCCGGUGGAUGUACACCAACUACAUCGCCAGUAUAUUACCCACCGCCGGUUCAUCAUCCAUCUCCGCCGUCUUCAUACCCUUCGGUUCAGCUGCCAUCUUCGCCACCGAUAUACUAUCCACCAGCGCCGACAACCACUACGCGGAGACCGGUUUAUUAUCCGGCGACGGCACCUGUUUUAGCUCAGUCUCCACCCGUUUAUCAACCAACUUCUACACCUGUUUAUUCACCGGCUCCGCCUGUUUACCAACCUUCGCCUGCACCAGUUUACACACCGGCUUCUCCACCCGUUUAUAACCCCGCACCAGCACCUGUUUACACACCCGCCCCUGCACCCGUUUACACCCCGUCCCCUGCACCCGUUUAUACACCAGCACCGCCAACUUACCAACCUCCGCCACCACCACCGGUUAACACUCCACCUCCGCCACCACCACCGGUUAACACUCCACCUCCGCCACCACCACCGGUUAACACUCCACCUCCGCCACCACCACCGGUUAACACUCCACCUCCACCACUUCCAGUGGUGGUGGAGCCAACUAGACCACCAUUUCCACCGUCUGCUCCACCAACACAAGCUUCAGUGGCACAAGGUCCGCCAGCCAAUUCUUUACCUUACCCCGGUUGCGCUGCAGCUUUGAAAUGCGUACUGGAAGAGUAUUGCAGCAUUGACGGUGUUAUGAUCGACAAACCCGUUUUCCUUUCUGAACAGUUGAAACCCUACCGUACACCUCUCAUGUCGUGCCUGAAUGUUGAAACCAAUCAAGUUGGUUUCUGCUGUCGCGAUCCGUUGUACAACGAUCCCUGGCCAGCUGAUAUGCCCAUGCCAGGCAUGCCUCCUUUGGCUCCAGUUGUCCAGGAACAAAUUCAGCCGCAAUCACCUGCCCCACCUGUACAGCCUGUAGUAAUUGCUACUGAGCCUUAUGCACCACCAACUCAAACACCUCCUACACUACCACCCCCAACUCAACCGCCAUACAUUCAAUGUUUUUCAACCCAGGAAUGUGUUCCAGCUCAUGUGUGCGGUGGUCGGUUUGAAACGUUUGAUGAUAGUCCAAACGCGAGAUGUCAGACUGUCGACUAUCAAGUCGGUGUCUGCUGCAAACUACCACUGCCUGUUCCCCCUCCGCCAACUACUACACCACCUCCUCCUCCGCCAACUACUACAACACCUCCCCCUCCGCCAACUACUAGACCACCUCCACCGAUUGAACCCGUAGUAGUACCACCUCCUGAUUCUUACUUACCUCCACCUCCACCACCCCCUACUCAACCACCGUACAUUCAGUGUCUUCCUACUCAAGAAUGCAUCCCCGCUCACGUCUGUGGUGGUCGUUUCGAACCCUUCAACGACAGUCCAAACGCUAGAUGCCAAAACCCCGAAGAUGGGCAGGCUGGUGUCUGCUGUAAACUACCACCCCCUACCCAACCACCUCCACCCCCUACUCAACCACCUCCACCCCCUACACAACCACCUCCACCCCCUACACAACCACCUCCACCCCCUACACAACCACCUCCACCACCAGUACAGCCAGUUGAAGCUCCUUCAUUAUCUUAUUUGCCUCCUCCGGUUGGACCCGUUGUGACUCCUCCACCCGUUGUCGUUCUUCCUCCACCAACAACGCAACCUGUGGUGGAACAAUCCUUCAUCCCUCCACCACCACCUCCGCCUGCGCCAGCUAACCAAGUUUUGGAAAAUCAAUGCGGUAUCUCCAGACCUGUUUCUCAAUUACUUGGUAAUGGUGAAGCUGCGUUAGGCGAAUUUCCUUGGCACGUCAUGAUUGCUAACGUCAACGGAUCCAUGACUUGCUCCGGUGCUCUCAUUGGAUCGAAAUUUGUCGCUACAUCGUUCCACUGUGUCCAAGGGACUAUCCCUUCUAACCUGAUUGUGCGACUUGGCGAACAGUAUGUCGGCACUACUAAUGAGCCUCUCCCGCAUUACGAAAUCCCCGUGACGGCUGUGGUUGGUCAUCCUAAUUUCGCUGAAGGUUCGCUUUUCCAUGAUACUGCCGUUCUCAUGCUGGCCACAGACGCACCCUCAGGACAAGCACAUAUUGCUCCUAUAUGUCUUCCAUCUCAAUCUGAACCACAGGUUUCGCAAUGCGUAGUCUCCGGAUGGGGCCACGAUACGCUAUCCGGUUUACAAAGCGGAGUUUUGAAUAAGGUCCAGGUUGAUGUUGUGCGGAACGAAGAUUGCCAAAACUCACUGCAAAGCAGUCAUUUAGGCAAAUAUUUUAAAUUACAUAAGAGUUUCACUUGUGCGUCUACCCAAAACAGCAUUAACCCAUGCAAGGUCGAUGGAGGAUCUCCACUGGUCUGUGUACGGCCUGAUGGAAGUCACGUCCUUAUGGGUCUGUCAUCCUGGUCUGUGGGUUGCAGUAAUCAGCAACAGCCGGGUGUUUACGCUGAUGUAAUGGCCGUCGCUCCUUGGAUGCAACAAGAAAUGGCUAAACCUGAAGCCAGUCUGAUCGAACAGUCUAACUCAGCUUUCCAAACACAACAGCAAUUCCAAACGCAGUUUGGACCUGGAGCUGGUUAUGGUCGUUAAAACAAAACAAACAAACAGAAAAAUCUCUAUUCUCAAACUUCCCACAUGUUUGUUUUUUUAGCCUUAUACUUUCUCCUUUUGUUUAUACAUAAAAAUAAUAAUAAAUGAAAUUUUUUUCUGGUA
Molecule: messenger RNA, 3703 nt
Organism: Daphnia magna
Lineage: Eukaryota; Metazoa; Arthropoda; Branchiopoda; Diplostraca; Daphniidae
Product: nascent polypeptide-associated complex subunit alpha, muscle-specific form
Exons: 12
Coding region: 320-3580 (1086 amino acids)
Biological process (GO): proteolysis
Molecular function (GO): serine-type endopeptidase activity
Source: RefSeq, a predicted model, not a curated record